Messenger RNA from Rhinichthys klamathensis goyatoka, 2972 nucleotides. It is a transcript of the gene enpp2, whose product is annotated as ectonucleotide pyrophosphatase/phosphodiesterase 2. The coding region runs from base 44 to 2686 and encodes 880 amino acids. Gene Ontology annotation, molecular function: phosphodiesterase I activity; scavenger receptor activity; calcium ion binding. Gene Ontology annotation, biological process: phosphatidylcholine catabolic process; immune response. NCBI's taxonomy places the organism in Eukaryota, Metazoa, Chordata, Actinopteri, Cypriniformes, Leuciscidae. The transcript has 25 exons. The record is from RefSeq and is a predicted model, not a curated record.
CACUCAGCGCUGCAGCGAGUCAGGGACCAGACACACAUCAACCAUGCUGCAACUGAAAUGGGUAUUCUCCGUCAUGUAUCUUCUCUCGCGGUGCACUGUGUGCGAGGCUUAUCCACAUAAGCGGUCCGACAAGGCAGGAUCAUCAGAUGAGUCUUUCUCUGGAUUUCUCUCUGACCAUCCUCUUAACAGCCUAUCAGGUUCCUGCAAAAACAGGUGCUUUGAACUAGUGGAAGCAGAACCCCCAAACUGUCGCUGUGACAACCUGUGUAAAACAUACGAUACGUGUUGCUCAGACUUUGAUGAGCACUGCCUGAAAACAGCGGGAGGGUUUGAGUGCAGUAAAGAGCGCUGUGGUGAAACUCGUAAUGAGCAGCAUGCCUGUCACUGCUCAGAGGACUGCAUGGCCAAAGGAGACUGCUGCUCCAACUACAGGUCUCUCUGCAAAGGUGAUGUUCCCUGGUUACAGGACGAGUGUGAAGAGAUUAAAAACCAUGAGUGUCCUUCCGGGUUCGUUCGGCCCCCUGUCAUCAUGCUGUCUGUUGAUGGCUUUCGUGCAUCUUACAUGAAAAGAGGAAGCACGGUGAUCCCCAAUAUCGAGAAACUCAGAUCAUGUGGAACCCAUGCACCAUACAUGAGACCAAUGUACCCAACCAAAACCUACCCGAAUUUGUAUACAAUUGCAACGGGGCUUUAUCCUGAGUCACAUGGAAUUGUGGGUAACUCCAUGCAUGACCCUGGCUUUGAUGCUAACUUUAACUUCCGUGGGAAAGAAAAGCUCAACCAUCGAUGGUGGGGAGGACAACCUAUCUGGAUAACAGCAGUGAAACAGGGAGUAAAGGCUGGUACAUUUUUCUGGCCAGUUGUCAUUCCAUUGGAAAGGAGAGUUCUGACUAUGUUGCAAUGGCUUCACCUUCCUGAUGCAGAGAGGCCAUAUGUUUAUGCAAUGCAUUCUGAACAGCUGGAUUCCUAUGGCCACAAACUAGGACCCCACAGUACCGAGCUUGACAGUGCACUGAGGGAGAUUGAUAAGGUGAUUGGACAGCUGAUGAAUGGCCUGAAACAGAUGAAACUGCACCGUUGUGUCAAUAUCAUCUUGGUUGGAGACCAUGGCAUGGAGGAAGCUCAUUGUGACCGCACAGAGUUCCUAAGCUCUUACAUGUCCAACACAGAUGACAUCAUCCUAAUUCCUGGCUCUCUGGGAAGGAUUAGAGCCCGAAAUCCAAACAACUCUAAAUACGAUGCAAAAGCAGUUGUAGCAAACCUUACAUGUAAAAAGCCAGACCAGCACUUCAAACCAUACUUGAAGCAGCACCUUCCCAAACGUUUGCACUAUGCCAACAACCACAGAAUUGAGGAGAUUCACUUGAUGGUUGAGAGGAAAUGGCACAUAGCACGAAAGUUCUAUGAAACAAAAAGGAAUCAUGGGAAAUGUGGGUUUGCUGGUGAUCACGGAUAUGACAAUAAGAUCAACAGCAUGCAGACCAUUUUCCUUGGAUAUGGACCAGCUUUUAAAUUCAAGACAAAAAUUCCACCAUUUGAGAAUAUUGAGCUUUACAAUGUCAUGUGUGAUCUCCUUGGCUUGAAACCAGCCCCUAACAAUGGUACCCAUGGUAGCCUUAACCAGCUCCUAAGGACCCCUCUAUACACACCCAGCAUGCCUGAAGAAGUGUCUAAGCCAAACCCUGCAGGACUAGUCACAGCUGUUAAUGAUGAUCUGGGCUGCACCUGUGAAGACAAGUUGCGUUCAAAAAAUAGGGGGCAGAGGGCAUUGAAAGUGACCCUUGUAAGAGGCUAUAACCUGGAGUCACUGUGGCUCUGUCUGUUACAGAACAAAGUGGAAGAGCUCAAUCAACGACUGAGACAAGUUAUUGAUGACAACAAGAAUCUUCCUUAUGGUCGUCCAGCGGUCAUGUUCCGCACCAAAUACUGCAUCCUUCAUCAUAGUGAAUACAUUAGCGGCUACAGUGAAGCUUUGUCUAUGCCUCUCUGGACAUCUUAUACUGUAUCUAAGCAGGUAGAUUUCACCCCUCUGACUGAGGAUCUGAGUAGCUGUGUUCGGCCUGAUAUUAGAGUUCUUCCAACCUACAGUCAGUCCUGCUCAAGCUACCGCGCAGACAAACAGAUCUCCUACAGCUUCCUCUAUCCACCUCAGCUUUCCUCCACCCUGGAACCGAGAUAUGAUGCUGUUCUCAUUACCAAUACUGUACCAAUGUAUCCAGCAUUCAAACGUGUGUGGGGUUAUUUCCAGAAAUCACUUGUGAAACGUUAUGCUAGUGAGAGAAAUGGAGUGAAUGUGGUCGUUGGGCCCAUCUUCGACUAUGACUACAAUGGUCUUAGAGAUUCAGCAGAGACAAUAAAACAAUAUGUCAGUGGCUCUGUGCAAAUCCCAACUCAUUACUACAUUGUUGUUACAAGUUGUCUGGAUUACACACAGACUCCUGACUCCUGUGCUGGCCCUCUAAGUGCAUUCUCUUUCAUCCUUCCACACCGAUCAGAUAAUGAUGAGACCUGUAAUAGUUCAGAAGACGACUCAAAGUGGGUGGAUGAACUAAUGAAGACACACACAGCGCGCCUACGGGACGUGGAGUUACUCACAGGACUAGAUUUUUAUCGCCGCACCAGCAGGACCUAUGAGGAGAUUCUCUCUCUAAAAGUGUACUUACACACAUAUGAGAGUGAGAUCUAAACCACUGCAUCCCUGCAUUAGCAUUCCCUACAUCUUAACUCUCAGGAUGCAGAAGUAAGGUGUAUAUUUUUAUAGAAUCUAUCAUAUUUAUUUUUGGUUGCACUUUAUUUUAAGGUGUCCGUGUUGCAGUAUAGUUAUACAUUUAAGUACUGAGUAGUAAUAAUUAGCUACAUGUACUUAGUAUAGGGUUAGGAAUAGGGGUUGGUUUAGGGUUAGUUACAUGCAAUUAUGCACAAUUUAUAGUAAUUACUAUAGUAACUACAUGUAACAUGUAACAAGGACACUG